AUGACCUUUUUUUUAGUACUUAAUGCUUUAUUUAUUUAUUUCCGUAGGUAUCAGCAUGGAGCCAUCAUGAAGGUUUCAAUGAAGAAUUUUGUAACAUACGAAUCCUGCUCGUUCUCGCCAGGGCCAAAUUUGAACAUGAUCAUCGGACCAAAUGGCACAGGAAAGAGUACUAUUGUGUGUGCAUUGGCGUUAGGACUCGGCUGGAAUACCAACCUGUUGGGUAGAGCAAAGGACAUUUCAGAAUUCGUUAAGCAUGGAUAUGACAAGGGCUGGAUUGAGAUUGUUCUUUGUAACAGAAAUGGUUCAAAUGUCGCUAUCAAGCGCCACAUCAACAAAAAUAACAACACAAGCGUGUGGAAAAUUAACGGAGAGAACAAGACACAGAAAGAUGUCAUGAAAAAGGUUCAAUCAUUUGAUAUCCAAGUCGAUAAUCUCUGUCAAUUUCUUCCGCAGGAUAGGGUCUCAGAGUUUGCGCAGAUGACACCGCAGGAACUUUUAAAGGAAACGCAGCGGGCUGUAGGAGGCGAAGAGUCACUUCAGGCUCACCAAAAGAUGAUUGAAUUAUGGAAUGAACACAAAGCCAUCACUGCAUCCAUGAAGGGCGACCUCGAGUCCAUUGAGACAAAUGAAAAGCGUAACGCUGUCAUUGAGAAAGAUGUUAUGCGAUUCCAGCAACGUGAAGCAGUAUUACGAAAAGUGCGAUUGCUGGAGAUCUGGAUUCAGUAUGCUCAAUAUGGCGUUGCAAAAGAGCAGUAUAAUCAAGUUAAAGAGGAGCGUCGAGUUUGUUUUGCAAUGUUCAAGCAACUUCAAGCAGAAGUCGAGCCAUUGACAGCCAAGCGCAGCACAAUGGAGGCGAAUGAAAAGGAUUUUGCGAACCAAAGGAAUGUUUUAGACAAAAAAUAUCAGCAAUCUGUCCAGACAAUGAGAUCUCGUGAACAAGCGAUCGAAGCAACAGAAGGUGACGGAGAAGAGCUCAGGAAGGAUCUAGACAGACUUCACGCCAAAGUUCAACAGCGACAAGCAGCGAUCAACUCCCUUAGGCGCAAAAUUGCUGCUCAGCAAGAGCUGCUGGACGGCGCUCAGUCAGAAGAAGAGAUCAACAAAGAGAAGGAUGAGCUCCAAGACAAGUUGGUAUAUAGGAUCGAAGUUUUGCAGGCACAGCAGACGGAAAUAAUAGAGCAAAGCAAGAGCUUGAAUGCACGAAUGGUCGAGAGUCGAAAGCGCUUGGAUGCCUUGGAUGAUAUCAGGAACAGAAGGCUACAGACGCUGCGGAACCAGGAUAGCGAUGUCUUCGAUGCCGUCCUCUGGCUGCGAGACAAUCGUCAGCUGUUCCAGAAACAUGUAUUUGAGCCUGUUUGUCUUGAAGUCAAUAUUAAAAAUAUGAAGCAUGUUAAUGCUAUCGAGAGCGCCCUUAGGAAUCAUCUAAAGACCUUUAUUUGCCAGACAAGAGAGGAUUACAAUAUCUUUGCACGCGAAAUCCUAGACAAAAGAAGACUCCGUGUCAAUGUGAUAGCACCAACGGCAAAAGAAUUAGAUAUCAAUAAUUAUUCUCCCCCAGUUCCAAACAACCAGCUGAGACACUUUGGAUUCGACUGUUACAUGCUGGACUCUCUCGAUGGACCGCCAGCACUUCUAGCAUCUCUGUGCUCCAAGGCUGGAAUCCACUCUAUCCCUGUCUCAGAGAGUUCAAAUGUGGAUUUCAAGGCUAUACGUGACAGCAAAAAGUUCAAGCGAUAUGCCACAUCAACUACAGUAUUUACAAUCACUUAUUCGAGACACACUGGCGAAGCAAUGGAGACAGCUACACAACUUCGACCCGCUCAAAUUUUCACCGCAUCAGUUGAUCAUGAAGAGCGUGCAAGGUUGAUUCGCGAUGUGGAUGAUAUUCGAUCGCGUUUGGAACAAAGUGAGGGCAGGAUUCGUGAUUUGACUGCUGAAGAAAAUGUGCUGCGCAAGAAGCAUCAGGAGUAUGUGGCCAAAAAGGAAGUUUUAAGCAACAGACGCAAAGAUUUAAUGCUGGUUCUGAAACGAAACGAAAAGCAGAGGAUCGAUAUGGGAAAUCUAACAAAUGAAUUGAAUCGAAAGAUGAAUGAGCCUUCGUCUGAUCAGGAGGAGGAAAGAAUCCGCCAGGAGCUACGUAAAAAGGCCAAGAAGCGCUGUUCACUGACCCUAGAGUACUUGGAGCUCGCAAAAGAAAGCCAGCAGCUGUUCUCUAAACUCACAAUCGCAACAUUAAACCGUCUGCAAGCUCACGCGGAACUUCAAGCAGUAGAGGCAGAGUGUACAGAAAAAGCACGGCAGCUGAAAGAGAUGGAGGAUCGAUAUACUUUAGCAAAUCGUGAGUAUGAUGAAGUAAAGAUCCGAGCAAAAGCCAUAUUGGAUGCCGCCAAAGAAGAAUAUAAUAAGCUUACAAUGGAAGAAGCUGCAGAGUUUCAAACGCUUGAAGACAUGCUCGCUGGCGAGCAAGCCAAGGCAGCUCUUAAUUAUACUCCCAAUCAAUCCAUUAUUGAUAAAUAUGAGCAGCGUCAAGCAGAAAUCAAGACUGCUAAAGAUAAAGUCGAAGUCAAGAACAAAAAACUCAACAAGAUUGCAGCUGAUAUUGAAGCGAUUCGUGGGCCUUGGUACGCGAAGCUUACAGAGACAGUGAGAAAAAUCAGUGAGGGAUUUUCUAAAUCAUUUGAACAGAUUGGGUGUGCUGGAGAAGUCAAGUUGGGUGAACAUGAGGACUAUGACAAGUGGUGUAUCGAAAUUUUAGUGAAAUUCAGAGAUGCAGAAAAACUGCAGAAACUUACAGGGCAACGUCAAUCCGGAGGAGAACGCUCAGUGUCUACGAUCAUGUACCUGAUGGCUCUUCAAUCCCUCUCUAAAGUCUCGUUCCGCGUAGUGGACGAGAUUAACCAGGGUAUGGAUCCUCGUAACGAACGUCUGGUGCAUUCACAAUUGGUCGAGAAGGCGUGUGCAUCUGGAACGGCGCAGUAUUUCUUAAUCACUCCUAAACUGUUACCCAAUUUGGACUAUCAUGAACGCAUGAAAGUACUCUGUAUCUAUAAUGGAGAGUGGUUGGAUGAAGGCGUGACGAAAUGGAACCUUUUCAUAGAGAAUCAGCUACGGAGUAAAGCACGUAGGCAAUAUUAG
This is a messenger RNA of Lobosporangium transversale, 3135 nucleotides long. Its product is annotated as P-loop containing nucleoside triphosphate hydrolase protein. Gene Ontology annotation, molecular function: ATP hydrolysis activity; ATP binding. Gene Ontology annotation, cellular component: Smc5-Smc6 complex. Lineage: Eukaryota; Fungi; Mortierellomycota; Mortierellomycetes; Mortierellales; Mortierellaceae. The transcript is spliced from 10 exons. The record is from RefSeq and is a predicted model, not a curated record. Gene Ontology annotation, biological process: double-strand break repair via homologous recombination. The coding region runs from base 1 to 3135 and encodes 1044 amino acids.